This is a messenger RNA of Nerophis lumbriciformis (worm pipefish), 738 nucleotides long. The record is from RefSeq and is a predicted model, not a curated record. NCBI's taxonomy places the organism in Eukaryota, Metazoa, Chordata, Actinopteri, Syngnathiformes, Syngnathidae.
AUGGACCACCGUCGCGUAGAGCGGGUGGGCCUCCUGUCCCCCCUGGAGGAGUCGAGCGCCGAGAUUAGCCGGGACAGCGGCAUCGUGUCGCAGAGCGCCAGCAGCCUAUCGAUGGUCAGCGACAUCCUCAGCAGCGGCACCGUGUCGCAGAGCCCCAGCUUCGGCGCGGCGGCUAACGUCGUCGCGUCGCCCAGUCCGAGCCUUCACGAGGCGGUGGCGGCAGCGGCGUCCCAGAACGCUCCCGAAAGGCUCGACGACGACCUGGUCCAAACCGCCAUCGCGUACUCCUCCUACGUGAAGGCCACCGCGGGAGAAGAGAUUCUGUGCCUGGAGAAAAGCUUGGAGGAAAUGUUGACCAGAGUUGACGAGUUUGUCGGCAUGCUGGAUAUGAUUCGUAGCGACACGACACAGAUUGUGAGUGAAAACCUACCUCAAAUUCAGCAAAAGUCAGAGGAAAUGAGGCAACUGUACAGACGGAUCGACAAGUUAGAGGGCUUUGUCAAAAUGGUGGGUGCCAACGUCAGCGCCAUGGAGGAGCAGUUGACCCAUGCUGAGGGAGAAGUGGCCACGCUACCGGGUGCCUUCAAGAAGAUUUUCCGCACAAUGAGCGUUCCGGGCUUCUUAAAUAAACCAAACAGUCCACGAAGAACGCCACAACAUCCACACCAUCAAGAAAUCCCGCGAGUGUUCCGCACGGACGAUUACAUCGUCACGUCGCAGCCAACAGAACAGUCGUAA